Molecule: messenger RNA, 335 nt
Organism: Paramecium octaurelia
Lineage: Eukaryota; Ciliophora; Oligohymenophorea; Peniculida; Parameciidae
Source: the annotation of a GenBank genome assembly
AUGAUAUAAAUUUAAUUAAUUGAAAUCGGAAUUGUAUUGUUAGUGGCAUGCUUAACUUUCUUCCUUUUGGGGUAUCAAUGGGCUGAGUAAGAACAAAAGCUUAACUAUGAUAGCGUAUUUGUACUAAUUAUUUUUUUAGCUUGGAUCUGAAGAUGAUGAUAGCUAAGUACAUAUUUAGUAAAUAUAGAGAAGCUAGAAUAAUAGAUAAGAGACUAUAAAUAGAGAGAAGUCUAAUAUCAGAAAUAAAUUCAAGAACUAAAAAGGUAAAUAGGUAUGGCAAAUAACAAAAAGAAUAGUGAUCUAUGAACAUUAUUUGUCAUUAAUUUAACAUGUGG